Molecule: messenger RNA, 1492 nt
Organism: Neltuma alba
Lineage: Eukaryota; Viridiplantae; Streptophyta; Magnoliopsida; Fabales; Fabaceae
Exons: 3
Coding region: 174-1118 (314 amino acids)
Biological process (GO): defense response to other organism
Cellular component (GO): plasma membrane
Source: RefSeq, a predicted model, not a curated record
AACAAUCGGAUUACCCACUAAUGCAUUUUCUUAAUUUUCCUGUCAAACCGCCCCCUUCGUAAAAGGCCAGCUCACAGUAUAUCAGACUCCAUUAUUCUACAUUCUGCUAAUGAUCUGAAGAAGAAGCGCAAGAGAGAAACUUCUUGUGAGCUGGAGUUUGGAGAGAUCACAGAAUGCACGCCAAGACGGAUUCUGAAGUGACCAGCCUCGCCGCUUCGUCACCCACUAGGUCUCCUCGGCGGCCGGUGUACUACGUGCAGAGCCCUUCUCGGGAUUCCCACGAUGGAGAGAAGACGGCGACCUCGUUUCACUCCACCCCUGCGCUCAGCCCCAUGGGGUCUCCCCCUCAUUCCCACGCCUCACUGGGUCACCACUCUCGCGAGUCUUCCUCUAGCAGGUUCUCUGGAUCUCGCAAAAUAUCUCCCAACGAUGCUUCUCGUGCUCCCCAUGGCAAGUCUCAGAAGUCAUGGAAGCAACCUGAUGUCAUCGAGGAAGAGGGUCUUCUUCCCAAUGAAGACCGCCACAAGCCUCUCCCUCGUCGCUGCUAUGUCCUGGCUUUUGUUGUUGGCUUCAUUCUUCUUUUCACUGUCUUCUCUCUAAUUCUCUGGGGCGCCAGUAAGCCGAUGAAGCCCAAAAUUGCCAUAAAGAGCAUAAAGUUUGAUCAUAUCACGGUUCAGGCUGGUUCGGAUUCCACAGGAGUGGCCACCGAUAUGAUAUCCCUGAAUUCCACCGUGAAGUUCACAUAUCGCAACACUGGCACAUUUUUUGGGGUCCAUGUUUCCGCAACACCUCUGGAUCUGCUCUAUUCGGAAAUCGUAAUUGGUUCCGGAGAAAUGAAGAAGUUUCAUCAAUCAAGAAAUAGUCAAAGAGCAGUGAGGGUGGCAGUGGUGGGUAACAAGAUUGCUCUGUACGGGAGCGGCGCGGGCCUGAGUAGUUCAACCGGUGCGCCUUCAGUUCCAGUACAAUUGAAGUUAAGUUUUGAGCUUCGAUCCAGAGCUUACGUUCUUGGCAAGUUGGUGAAGCCGAAAUUUAACAAGAGGAUCGACUGUUCUAUAAAUCUGAAUCCUAAACACAUCAACGCCACGAUUUCUCUGAAGAAAUCGUGCACAUACGAUUGAUCGGGAAUUCCACAGCGAGAAGAAACCCAGAAGCGGGGAAAAAGAAAAAGAUAAAGAAAAUGUGAUACGUGUAUUCAUUUCAUUGGUUCUUUAAGAUGAGGAAAGAGCGGGGGGUACAGCUGUAAAAGGCUUCUGGGCAGGACACGAAGAAAUUUGAACGCGUUUCUGAGCAUUUUCGCUGCCAAAGUUCUAUAUUGCAUAGUGGAGAAGAUGAUAACAGGCUGUCUUGAAUGGCUAGGUGUAGACAUACUUGUGAGUGAUCUGUUAAUUAUGGUUUUCCUUUAUGUAUGUCAUUUUUUAAACCCUUUUUUGUUAAUGCUUGAGCAUUAUUCUCCAAUUUCUUACAAUUAUAUUUAAAGGUGAAAGUCAAAUAA